CAACACAUACAUUUUUGUAACACACCGUUUAUAUAAUAGACGAAAUUAUUGUUCUCAAAUCGUAAAUUGUAGUACGGCAUGUUAUGCAGCUCUUUCCUAUUCUUCUAACUUAUGGCCUGUGGGAUAUUAUUUUCUUUUUUCUUUUUACAUCAUGUAAACUGUUGCACAAACGUUCUUUACAUUCUAGACAUUGUUUUAUUUUAUUCUUAUUUUUUUUUUACAAGAGAGCUAUAAUGAAUUUUUUAGUAGUCCUUUACACUUUAUUGGAACAUUAAAUGAGCAAAAAUUAAAUUCUAGGAAUUAAGCAGAGCAUAAGAAAGAGCAGAGAAUAGAAGAGGGAUAAAAGAAAAAUAAAUUGGUAACAGAUAUGAACCAGUGUAUGUAAAAUACUUACACGGAUACGAGGAGUCUUCAUUACAUUCAUCGACAAUACGACUGACUAAUACUAAGCUGUAAUUGAUGCAAAUAGCGGCU
This is a messenger RNA of Gilbertella persicaria, 474 nucleotides long. RefSeq lists its product as uncharacterized. NCBI's taxonomy places the organism in Eukaryota, Fungi, Mucoromycota, Mucoromycetes, Mucorales, Choanephoraceae. The record is from RefSeq and is a predicted model, not a curated record. The transcript has 3 exons. Bases 84 to 275 code for a protein of 63 amino acids.